AAGGUUCCAAGCCUGAGCAGUGCGUCAAACGUUGCGUCAAACAUGGCCCUUUCAAAAGAAUACACCAAAGAACAACUGAACUACUUCAGAAUUUGUUAUGUAACCACUGAUAUCCUAGCUGAAGGCCUCAGAGAGGUUUUUAAACGUGAAUGGGACAAUCAAUACAAAUCAACACCAUUGGGAGAAUGGAAAGAUGUGGCCCAAAAUGGAACGGACUUUUACAACAGCGAGUCUCCAAGAAAUCAAAGAAGAAAUACUCAUCUUUUGGCCACCAUUAUAAAUGGAAAGAGAGUGGGAUGGGAUUGCACAAUGCUGUUUUACGCCAUCCUUUACUCUGAUUGUGUCGGGCCCUACCUUGCAUCAACAGUCAGAAAAAAUGUGGAUGAUCUUAGAAAGUUUAGAAACGAGGAAUUCGCCCACAUACCACAGGGAAGUCUCCCUGAGAUGGAUUUUCAGAAUGCCAUUGGCAAAGUUCAUGUUGCGUUUCAUGCGCUUGGUCUCUCUACUGUAAAAAUUGAUGAGAUAAAAAAUCAGAAAACUUUCCCAACCGACGAAUUACAUAAAAUUCUGAAAGAGGUUGACGAUGUUAAGCAAGAACUUCAAGAAAAAGAGAACCAGCGCCAGGUUCUUGAAGACCAGCUUCAGAAAGAAGCGUCUUCAUUCUGUAUUCUCCCUAGUAAACCGACACACGAAAUUGAAAGCCGUGAAAGUGAAGUAGCACAAAUAGCCUGUCAACUGAGAGAACUAAAGAAGGCCAAUGAGAACCGAUUGAGUUAUUUGUACAUCUCAGGGAAUCCCGGAAGUGGCAAAUCACAACUAGCUGGCCUCAUAGCUCAAAAAUUCUUUGAUGAAGUGAAAGAAAUACCAGGCACUUCCUUCUUUGUGAUGACCAUAAACGCUGCCAGUCAAGACUCACUUUUGGAGUCAUAUGCCAACUUUGCUCGUCAGUUAAAGUGCCCAGAAUAUUCAGUGAUGCAAACCUUGAGCUCUAAGGAUUGGAACAUUGGGGACAAGAUUGCCAAUCUCAAGAUGCUUAUUGCUGCAAAAAUUGGGUGUUACACGUCGUGGCUAUUGGUCGUGGACAAUGUGACUACACAGACUAUUGUACAUGAUCACCUACCACAGUCUGGAACCGAGACGUGGGCAAGAGGUCAGUUGUUAAUUACAAUCCAAGAUACAAAGUCCAUCCCAUUAAAAAGCUCUUUCAUCAAUCACAUUUCAGUAAGCAAAGGAAUGAAUCCUAACGAUGCCACUUCCUUAUUGGCCAAGCUUUCUGGGGUCUUCGAUAUCGAGCUAGGGGAAAUUGUUGCCCAGAAACUGGACUAUCAGCCACUUGCUUUAGCAGGCGCGGCCGUGUUUGUAAAAGACAUUCGACAGGAAAAAGCAUCGAAGCACUUUGGCUGGGACGAAUACCUAAAGAUUUUAGAAAAAGGCAAAGGAGAAACGACCGAGAAUACCCUUGCUGAUACCAACCCAAUUUAUCCAAACACCAUGACUACAGCAAUAACGUUAGCUGUCGAAACACAAAUCAAAUCCGACAAGGUUUUUGAAUAUCUAUUCAAAUUUCUUUCCCUGUGCGCACCACAACCAUUAAACGUUGACAUAGCGGUCAGUUGCCUUAUAAACGUUCUUGAACUGGACAAAGAGGACAAGGAACACAUUCGUAGGAGAUUCAGAAAAUGUUCACUGCUUCUUUUAGAGGAAGAAGAAGAUGGUUGCUGCUACAUUCGUGUACAUCAGGUUGUGUACUACGCAAUGAAAUGGGUGAUGAGUGACUAUGGAGAGAAUCAAACGCUCAAGGUUGUAAGUGAAGCUGUUAAGUCAUUUAACAACUUCAUAGUCACAAUUCCACCCGAAAAUAGAACAAUGGACACCAUGCACAUCAUUCCGCACGUACGUGCCCUUAUUGUGCCAGUUAAUACAAUCAUUACGGCAGAAAAUAUGUCUCAAGUCCAUGCUCAGGACAUUUCUGAAAAAUUGUCGAAUCUUGGCGACAUAUGUAAAAUGCACUGUGAAUUUAAUGUGGCAAAGACAUACUUCGAAAACUCUCUCAAUGUUCGCAUCAGGCUAUUGGGUGACCAAAACGUGGACGUUGCAGCAGCGUACAAUCAGUUAGCCCAAAUUUACCACGACUUAGGCGACCUUGAACAAGCAAUGGAGUAUCAGCAACGUGCUUUAUCCAUCCAACUCAAGAAGCUUGGUGCUGAACACGUUUCUGUUGCAACAAGCUACAAUAAUCUAGCUUCAAUUCACAAGGACUUAGGUGACCUUGAACAAGCAAAGGAGUAUCAGCAACGUGCUUUAUCCAUCGACCUCAAGAAGCUUGGUGCUGAACAUGUUUCUGUUGCAACAAGCUACGGUAAUCUAGCUUUAAUUCACCAGGACUUAGGUGACCUUGAACAAGCAAAGGAGUAUCAGCAACGUGCUUUAUCCAUCGAACUCAAGAAGCUUGGUUCUGAACACGUUUCUGUUGCAACAAGCUACAAUAAUCUAGCUUCAAUUCACAAGGACUUAGGUGACCUUGAACAAGCAAAGGAGUAUCAGCAACGUGCUUUAUCCAUCCAACUCAAGAAGCUUGGUGCUGAACAUGUUUCUGUUGCAACAAGCUACAGUAAUCUAGCUUUAAUUCACAAGAACUUAGGUGACCUUGAACAAGCAAAGGAGUAUCAGCAACGUGCUUUAUCCAUCCAACUCGAGAAGCUUGGUGCUGAACAUGUUUCUGUUGCAACAAGCUACAAUAAUCUAGCUUUAAUUCACCAGGACUUAGGUAACCUUGAACAAGCAAAGGAGUAUCAGCAACGUGCUUUAUCCAUCGACCUCAAGAAGCUUGGUGCUGAACAUGUUUCUGUUGCAACAAGCUACAAUAAUCUAGCUUUAAUUCACCAGGACUUAGGUGACCUUGAACAAGCAAAGGAGUAUCAGCAACGUGCUUUAUCCAUCGACCUCAAGAAGCUUGGUGCUGAACAUGUUUCUGUUGCAACAAGCUACAAUAAUCUAGCUUUAAUUCACAAGAACUUAGGUGACCUUGAACAAGCAAAGGAGUAUCAGCAACGUGCUUUAUCCAUCCAACUCAAGAAGCUUGGUGCUGAACAUGUUUCUGUUGCAACAAGCUACAAUAAUCUAGCUUUAAUUCACCAGGAUUUGGGUGACCUUGAACAAGCAAAGGAGUAUCAGCAACGUGCUUUAUCCAUCCAACUCAAGAAGCUUGGUGCUGAACAUGUUUCUAUUGCAACAAGCUACGGUAAUCUAGCUUUAAUUCACAAGGACUUAGGUAACCUUGAACAAGCAAAGGAGUAUCAGCAACGUGCUUUAGCCAUCGAACUCAAGAAGCUUGGUGCUGAACAUGUUUCUGUUGCAACAAGGUCCAACAGGCUACAGUAA
Messenger RNA from Porites evermanni, 3381 nucleotides. The record is from the annotation of a GenBank genome assembly. Lineage: Eukaryota; Metazoa; Cnidaria; Anthozoa; Scleractinia; Poritidae.